UGCGUGGGGUGGCGAGAGGAACCCGCGGUCCCUACUGCGCAGAGCCUGGCGCCUCUUGGCCGAGCCGUCGAGGAGCGCGGUGGCGACGGGGUGACCUUAGCCGCGAACUGGGUUCGGGGGGACGUCCGCUUCUGGUAGCCGGAUUGAGGAAAGGUGGGGACGCCAGCUUCUGGAGACUGGUUUGACCGGGGGAGACACGCCCGCAGGGUCGUUUGGGUUGCCCAGAGAAAGGAAAUCUGCCUCGAAGCCUGGCCCUUCAGAUUCUCGUGGACACACUGCCUGCUCGUCCAUAUAAUGGCACUUCACCCCCGCAGAGUCCGGCUGAAGCCCUGGCUGGUGGCCCAGGUGGAUAGUGGCCUGUACCCUGGGCUCAUCUGGCUACACAGGGACUCGAAACGCUUCCAGAUUCCCUGGAAACAUGCCACCCGACAUAGUCCCCAACAAGAAGAGGAAAAUACCAUUUUUAAGGCCUGGGCUGUAGAGACGGGAAAGUAUCAGGAAGGGGUAGAUGACCCUGACCCAGCUAAAUGGAAGGCCCAGCUCCGCUGUGCUCUCAAUAAAAGCAGAGAAUUCAACCUGAUGUACGAUGGCACCAAGGAGGUACCCAUGAACCCGGUGAAGAUAUAUCAAGUGUGUGACAUCCCUCAGCCCCAGGGCUCGAUCAUUAACCCAGGAUCCACUGGGUCUGCUCCGUGGGAUGAGAAGGAUAAUGAUGUGGAUGAAGAAGAUGAGGAAGAUGAGCUCGAUCAGUCACAGCACCAUGUUCCCAUCCAAGACACCUUCCCGUUCCUGAACAUCAAUGGUUCUCCCAUGGCCCCAGCCAGUGUGGGCAGCUGCAGUGUAGGCAACUGUAGUGUGGGCAACUGCAGCCCUGAAGCAGUAUGGCCCAAAACAGAACCUCUGGAGAUGGAAGUGCCCCAGGCACCCAUACAACCCUUCUAUAGCUCGCCAGAGCUGUGGAUCAGCUCUCUCCCAAUGACUGACCUGGACAUCAAGUUUCAGUACCGUGGGAAGGAGUAUGGGCAGACCAUGACCGUGAGCAACCCCCAGGGCUGCCGGCUCUUCUACGGGGACCUGGGCCCCAUGCCUGACCAGGAGGAGCUCUUUGGUCCUGUCAGUCUGGAGCAGGUCAAAUUCCCAGGUCCAGAACAUAUCACCAAUGAGAAGCAGAAGCUGUUCACCAGCAAGCUCCUGGACGUCAUGGACAGGGGACUGAUCCUGGAGGUCAGCGGUCAUGCCAUUUAUGCCAUCAGGCUGUGCCAGUGCAAGGUGUACUGGUCUGGGCCAUGUGCUCCAUCGCUUGCUGCCCCUAACCUGAUUGAGAGACAAAAGAAGGUCAAGCUAUUUUGUCUGGAAACAUUCCUUAGUGAUCUCAUUGCCCACCAGAAAGGACAGAUUGAGAAGCAGCCACCAUUUGAGAUCUACUUAUGCUUUGGGGAAGAAUGGCCAGAUGGGAAACCUCUGGAAAGGAAACUCAUCUUGGUUCAGGUCAUUCCAGUGGUGGCUCGGAUGAUCUACGAGAUGUUUUCUGGUGACUUCACACGAUCCUUUGACAGUGGCAGUGUCCGCCUGCAGAUCUCGACUCCAGACAUCAAAGAUAACAUUGUUGCUCAACUGAAGCAGCUAUACCGCAUCCUCCAAACCCAGGAGAGCUGGCAGCCCAUGCAGCCCACCCCCAGCAUGCAACUGCCCCCCACCUUGCCAGCCCAGUAGUCACAAAUGCCAUCUUCUUCGUUUUCUUUUUUACAAUAUUGUACAUAUGGAUAUUUUUUAUUAUUCAGAUUUAACCAGCUUUUAAAUCUCUCUUCUUUCUAACAGUAUUAGAAGUCUAUGACUCUCCAAAUAUGCCUAGCUUUAAAAGUUGAUUUAAUUUAUGGAUAAAUCACCCUUCAGACUUUCCUUUUCUUUUUUAAACCACCUGAUGGUAGCAAAAUGUAGUCAAAGGAGAUUUGGCCUGGGAGUUUGGACACCAGGGUUCUAGCUGCAGCUUGGCUUCCAUUGUGAUCUUGAGCAAGUCAUUUAACCUCUGGGCUUCAGAUAUAUCACUUGUAAAGUGAGGGGAUUGGAACGAUGCCUGCAGUUGCAUCCAGCUUUAAAAUUCUGACUCGAUGACUUCAUUCUAUUUGUAGACAGCAAAACUGCCUGGAACAGAAAUCUUCUGUGUUGUUCUUGUACCACAUUUCUCUUUUGCUUUCAUUAAAGUUCCCUCAAGCCUUGAUUUGCCCAGGAUCAAGCUCUGUUUGACCUGUUUUGCUGGUAUAGUAAGCUGGCUCCCUGAUGCGGGGAAUGAGAGGGAGAGCAGCUGGCUGGUUGCUUAGGAACCAAGCUUGAUAUCUAAAUAGAAAUGGGUGCCGAAGUCUGAAAGUCACUCAGCCUGUGGAAUAAAAGCUCAUAAAUUGCGCUCGUAAAGGGAAGCUGUCGACACAGAAAACCUAGGGAUUCUGUGGAAGAAUGGGUUGUCAGGUGGUUACCUUGUCACCAUUCAGAUACACCUGUGUACAUGUGUGUGUGGUAGAGGAGAGAAUGUGACUCAGGUGGUAACCUUCAGAAGGAGGAGCUCUCUUUUUAUUUUCUUCUCUGAGGAAGACCUGGGAGUGAGAUGUACUCCUCUGACUACAAAAGGGACAGUUUCUCGUUGCUUGGAGAUUUUUAGCAUCUUCUGUCGUUUGGAUUUUUUUGCAUUUGAGGAAAAUGGGGUUUUGGGUGUGUUAAGGCCAGGCUGAGGAAGGGCUGGGCAGUGCUCUGCUGCUCAUCUAGCACAAACCUGCUUGUCUCCCUUGCUAGCAAAAGUAUCUGGGUGUGAACGACGAAGGUGAGUGGUGUAGAAUAUUGCAGCUGCAUUUGUCACAAACUGGUCCCAUCUAGUAAUGUUUGCUCAGUCCCUGACCCUUCUGUCCCUCUCUGUUAUUUAUUUUUUUUAAAGAUGAAAUUUUCUGUAAUUUAAACUCCAGGACCUAAAUGGAAAAAAAGAUGCUAAUCUCUGGUUGCAGGUCUCAAUCCUCUUGAAUACUGAUGCCUGUUUGUGUCAGGCCAUAGUAAGGAAGCCCAUGUCUAGUCUGCUACACUUAAAACAAGAUAUCUCCUACUUUCCAAAAUGAAAAGUUGGGCUAGCUUCAUUUAAAAAACAAAAAGCUCAACUUAAAGGUGACAUGGCAGUUAUUUAUUUAAAAUGCUUAAGCCUUGGUUUUAGGGUCCCUGAAAGACCUAGUAUAAUCUGUUGUUAUUAAAAGCAUGACCAAGAGAGAUCUGGGUUGGUCAGGUGCCCAACUUCAAGCAAAAGUUGGCCUUUUAAAGACCAGGAAGCAUGCAAGGCAUAGAAGCUAUAUAUUUUUUUUUUAGUUAUUUUGGUGAGUGGGUGAAGUGAGGGCUUGGUCUUCAUGUUUGGCUUCCCCAUCUGUAUCUGGGAGCUCAAAGUUAAAACUCACUGUAGGCAAAUUGGAAGGGCACUGUUGAAUCUGGGCUGGUCUCUUUCCCUUCUUCUGUGAAAUGCUAACAGCCAAGCUGUCUGGAUGGGAGCCCAGAUUAUCUAAGCUGGCAAAGGCUUUUGAGAAAGUGCCAAGAAGGACUGAGCUUUUAGUAUGUGACUGUAAUGAAAAGUUUAUGAGAGCAACAGAGGAACGGAUGAGAGGUUUUAUGUGGUCUUGACUAGAUAGCUCAGUUUGUCCCUUGCAUUGAAUCCUUUUCAGAAUGCUAGGAGAGUGCAUGCAGGGAUCUCCAUCACCCUCAGCAUUCUUUCUCUGGUCCUAAUAGAUGGAUGCCAAGUGUCCUUCCUUUCUUGGGGAGUUAAGUCUGCUAUCUCCUUUAGUGGCUACCACCACUCACUCCCUUGGAGUUUUCUUCUCCCUUGCUUUCACCACUUCCUUUUCCUCACUGUGUACCCCACCAAACUAGAUUAGUUCAAAGUUAAAGAGUCCACUGGAGGUAAAUUAGGAGGGCAAGUCUUAUGUUCCCAUCGCACCCUAUACUUCUGCUUUCGGUAUAAUCAUUGACCUUGUAAUUGCUCAGCAUGCAUCCUGCUUCACUACAAACUUGCUGAAGGUAGGGAUUGUUUGUCCUAGACUUUUC
Cynocephalus volans (Philippine flying lemur) is the source of this 4065-nucleotide messenger RNA. It is a transcript of the gene IRF6, whose product is annotated as interferon regulatory factor 6. The transcript is spliced from 9 exons. Gene Ontology annotation, biological process: immune system process; regulation of transcription by RNA polymerase II. Lineage: Eukaryota; Metazoa; Chordata; Mammalia; Dermoptera; Cynocephalidae. The record is from RefSeq and is a predicted model, not a curated record. Bases 295 to 1713 code for a protein of 472 amino acids. Gene Ontology annotation, molecular function: DNA-binding transcription factor activity, RNA polymerase II-specific; RNA polymerase II cis-regulatory region sequence-specific DNA binding; protein binding. Gene Ontology annotation, cellular component: nucleus.